Molecule: messenger RNA, 420 nt
Organism: Ostertagia ostertagi
Lineage: Eukaryota; Metazoa; Nematoda; Chromadorea; Rhabditida; Trichostrongylidae
Source: the annotation of a GenBank genome assembly
AUGUCCUUCCAGUCAGGAGUGACCAGGACUGGAUAUGCGCUGAGACGCGCCGAGGACGAACUAUUCAACGGACGACAGAGGGGCGAGGUGGUAGAGAGCUUGCUGCUUGCGGAAGAGAGUGUCGAAACGUUGAGCGAGCCGUUCGCAGCGUUGAACUCAUCUAUCCUAAGGAGAAACGCUAGCAAAAUCGUCGCCCUUUUCACCGAUGGCUUAUCAAUUGAUGAUCCGCUGAAACCGUCUGAGCAUCUGCGACUUCAAAGAGGAGUGAAAAUCUACGUGGUAAGCGUGAGUGCCGAUGGAUUUGGACCGGAAAUGCAGCGUAUCGCCGGUGAAAGCGCAAAUGUCUACGGACUGCGCGGAGAAACGUUGAUUACUGAAAGUCACGUUCACGGGAAAUCCUGUUUCUUCAGUGAACAUUGA